Messenger RNA from Chrysemys picta bellii (western painted turtle), 2199 nucleotides. The record is from RefSeq and is a predicted model, not a curated record. Lineage: Eukaryota; Metazoa; Chordata; Testudines; Emydidae.
AUGAAAGACACGAACGCUAGAAUUAUGCGGUGGUAUCUCGCCCUCCAGCCUUACGACUUCCAGGUGCUCCACCGCCCGGAUCCUCCAAAUGUUGACAAGGCUCUUCUGGAAAAGCUGAUGAAGGAGCCUGUGAUAGUCAAGGCAAGGCAGAAUGCCAUGGUCAAAAUCCCAUUCGAGGGCCGGAAGCCAGUCAGAGCAACAUGGUUAAGGGACGGGAAUGAGCUCCUGAAUGAUGCCAGGAUCCAUAUCGACAAGGCGGACAACUUCACCCGGCUUUCCAUCUCCAGCACCAACAGGAAGGACUGUGGGGAUUACAAAGUGAAGUUGAAGAGUGACAGUGGAACCCUGGAGGCCAGCCUAAAGCUGGAGGUGAUAGAUAAGCCACAGAAACCCAUCGAACCCAUAGAGGUGGUGGAUAGUUCCACAACUGGCAUAACCAUUCAAUGGAAGCCCCCAAAGGAUGAUGGGGGCACACCAGUGCAGAACUACAUCAUAGAGAGGCAGCAGGUGGGCAGAAAAACCUGGGUAACAUUGGGAGAAACCAGCAGGAACAACAGCACUUUCACGACCAACAAAGCGGGGCAAGACAAAAGCUAUCGCUUCAGGGUGCGAGCAGUGAACGCUGAGGGAAAGAGCAAGGCGCUGGAAUCAGAUGAAGUGAUGGCUGCAACCAAAGCUUUCCUUGGCCCCCCUGCUCCUCCUCAGUUUGUCAGUGCCAACAAAGAGUCCAUAACACUCUCCUGGGCAGCACCUCCCAAAACGGGCAAUUCCAGAAUCCUGGGGUAUAUCCUUGAGAAACGCAAGAAAGGCAGCAACAUCUGGACACCUAUCACUGACCUGCCAAUAACAGACAGGAAGUGGAUGGUGACAGAUCUGAAGGAGGGACUGCAGUAUGAAUUCCGCGUGGCUGCUGUCAAUGCCGCAGGGGCGGGCGAGGCCAGUGCACCAUCAGAUGCUGUCUUUGCUCGAGAUCCCAUGAAGCCUCCUGGUAGAGUGAGGGACCUUAAGGUGACCAAUACUGACUACACCAGCAUCACUAUGGCUUGGAUGAAACCUGAUUCAAAGGAAGGGGGGUCUGCCAAGGGCUACAAGGUGGAGAAGCGAUCCUCUGACAGCCUCAAGUGGACCCAUUGUAACACUGUCCCCCUAGGCUUGACAACCUGUACAGUUAAAGGUCUGCAAGCCAGAGAGAUGUACUUCCUCCGCGUGAGGGCCAUCAAUGAGGGAGGCCUAGGGGAAGCCGUAGCACUGGACACUUGCAUCCAGGCCGCGCCUCCCAUUGUUAGUCCCAAGUUCCUAAGAGAUGACACUAUGAAAAACUUUAUGAUUAUAAAAGCGGGAAGUUGUAUCCGAGUGCACAUGCCCUUUGAAGCAUCCCCAACUCCAGAGGUGAUUUGGCUAAAGGAUGGGCUUCCUCUACCCAACAGGGCCAUAGUGAGCACCAGAGAUGGCCUCAGCCAACUCUUGAUUCCAUCAGCUGAGUUUUCUGACAGUGGGCUCUAUACCAUCAUACUUAAAACGAUUGAGGGGGAAAAAGAAUCCUUCAGCUUCCACGUGCAAGUCGCAGAUAUCCCACAGUCCCCCGGCCCUAUUCUUCUGCAAGAGAAAGUCCUUAAUACGGUGACAGUGAUCUGGGAGCCCUUGCCGACAGAGAAGUGGGAAAGUAACCUGUACUAUGUGGUCAUGAAAUGUGACUCCAACAAGGGCUCAUGGCAAGUGGUGGGUGACCUGAUCUACACCAACAAGUUUACCAUCACCAAACUUAUCCCUGGCCGGGGGUAUUACUUUAGAGUUGUGGCCAAAAAUUACAUGGGAACCAGUGAUCCAUCUGAAACUGCACAGCCCUGGAUCAUGCAAAAGGAAAAGGAUGAGUUUAAAGUCAGACUACCCAAAUACAGGAGGGUGAAUCAAAAUAUGCCCCCAAGAUUCCUCGUCCAAUUGAAGCCCCACGUGGUGACCACAGCAUAUGAUUGUCACAUGAGCUGUGCAGUGAGUGGCUACCCAAAACCUAAGAUCACCUGGUACAAGGAUGGCAGGAAUCUCUCAGAAGACCCCACCUUCUUCAGCACAAAUGACUUUGGUGUCUGCUGCCUGGUGAUCCCAGGUGUCACGAAGAGAGAUGAAGGAGAGUACAAGGUGGAAGCCACCAAUGAAUUGGGCCAUGCGGUCAGCAAAGCCAUGCUUAUCAUAAAAGACUGA